Manihot esculenta (cassava) is the source of this 2232-nucleotide messenger RNA. RefSeq lists its product as uncharacterized. The coding region runs from base 127 to 1050 and encodes 307 amino acids. The transcript has 2 exons. NCBI's taxonomy places the organism in Eukaryota, Viridiplantae, Streptophyta, Magnoliopsida, Malpighiales, Euphorbiaceae. The record is from RefSeq and is a predicted model, not a curated record.
CAACGCCUCCUCUUCGUGUGUGAGUAAGAAAAACCAGCUACUUGUAACUUCUUCUCCCCGAUAUUCCUUCUGUAUUUCUCCUGUCUUGAGCCGUCGCGGCCUUUUUCUAAUUACUUCCGAUCGGCUAUGGAGUUCUUCCACAAUGCCAAGGCCGUGCGUCUCCGUAGCCACCACGACAAGUACCUCCACGCUGACGAUGAUGAGGAAUCUGUCUCCCAAGACCGAAACGGAUUCUCCAAGAACGCUAGAUGGACUGUCGAGUCUGUCCCUGGAUCCGACAACAUAAUCCGCCUCAAGUCUUGCUAUGGUAAGUACCUCACCGCUUCUAACCAGCCUUUUCUUCUCGGCAUGACUGGUCGGAAGGUCCUCCAGACUUUGCCCAGGAGGCUUGAUUCCUCGCUUGAGUGGGAGCCCAUCAGGGAAGGGGCGCAGGUUAAGCUCAAGACGCGUUAUGGAAACUUCUUGAGAGCCAACGGAGGACUCCCGCCUUGGAGGAAUUCUUUGACUCAUGAUAUUCCUUGUAGAAUUGCUACUCAGGAUUGGGUUCUUUGGGAUGUUGAUAUUGUUGAGAUUCAAGUGAGGCCUUCGCAUCAAGAGAAACCCGAGCCGCAGCCCAUCUCUCAUUCAGAUUCUUGGGAUUUCGAUUCCAGUUCGCCCUCUUCCAUCUCCACCAAAUCUGGCACUUUCUCUAGACAAGAGUCGACUGAUUCUUAUAUGGGUUCGCCUCCUAAAUCUGAGGGAAGAACUAUAUACUAUCACGUGGCGGAUGAGAGUGGGGAUGUAGAUGAAGAUAUUAUGGAGGCUUACUCAUUGCAUUUUAAGGGAAAUGGGGUUGAUGGGUUGACUCAGAAAUUAAGGGAAGAGACAGGUCUUCAGGAUAUUAUUGUCUGUUCUCGUAGUCCUUUGAAUGGAAAGCUUUAUCCACUUCGAUUGCAGCUUCCUCCAAACAAUGCUGAUAUGCAUGUCUUUGUUAUCCAGUCAUCGUCCAAAGGUACACAUUUAUUUAUUUAUUGCUUCAAUUUUAUUUAUUUUGUGGUGUAUGUAGCCUGAUUUUCACGAUUUGGUGAAUAGAUGAUGAGUAAUUUAGCCUUGCACAUCUCUUUACCUGAAUUCUGCUCCUCUGUUUUGACUGCUUUGAACGACAACUGCAUGUAAAUCAAUAUGUUCUUGCAUAUUAACUAUGGAUUUAAUUAGAAAACUUGCACCCUUUACAACUGUUGCCGGUUUUACCUCUUGCAAACUUAUUUACUAAUUGUGGCUUUCGAUUCUAUUAUAAAAAUUAUAGUUUUGGGCACAGAGCUAUGGAAAUUUGAAUUUUCACUGGCUGCAUGUUUAGGAAUCUUUUUUUCUUGGUACGUCAGAAAUGGCAUUUAUGAUCUUGAUCAAGUUGGAGAAAUGUAUCUUCUACUAAGAAACUGUAAAGUGGAAUAUUGCAUUUCAUUUCAAUCGAAUGGUUCUUUUUGCCUAGUGGGAGAUAUGUUUACAUCGGUUGUAGGAUGUAGGAACUUGAUGUUAAGUAAUAAAUAUACAGUUGAAUCGUUAACAUUGCAAUCCGAUGAACUACAAGGUGAGCCUUCUGAACCAAAAUCUGUUGAAAAUCUCUGUUAGCUGGUCAUUAGCUUCUCUGAAAUUGGGUAAGUUGUCCAGUGUAAUCUCUAAUAUCUCGUCUGUUCCGCUUGCAAAAAUACGUGCCUUGUACAGUUGUUGAGUUUUAAUUCAUAUUUGACACAAUAUGGAUUCCUUGUUGUUUUUGUUUGGAAGUGUUUUCUCAACUUAUUCUCUUCUGGUGUAACAGUUGCCAGAGAUUUUGCAAAACAAGGAAUCGCAUUAUGACAAGCAAUGGAGGACAGACAUGACAGUUCUGUCACGUUCGAAAUUAUAUCCUCUGUACAUUCCAUCGAGUCCUCUUAUCAUCAAGUUGAAAGCACCAACAACCUAUGAAUCGCGACUGCAUGAUGGUGGUGAUGCUCCUUGCCUCCAUCGAUAAUGCAUUACAAUUUCCCUCUACUUGGAACAUAAUUUCAAUAGAUUUGUUUAUUUUAAUUUUAAUUUUUUUUAGUAGAAGCCCUUUUACAGCUCCGGUUGGUUUAAAGCCUUUUUAUUAGGCCUGUAUUGUUUUGGUUGAAGAGUGGAAGCAUUUUAGUUGCAUCUAGUUGUGAAAGGGUGGCUUAUAUGGUUGAGGAUUACUUUGUUUGGAAGAUUUAUAAACUAUAUGGGAGUUUUUGAGUUUUA